Messenger RNA from Trichoderma breve, 3489 nucleotides. RefSeq names its product NACHT domain-containing protein. Bases 1 to 3489 code for a protein of 1162 amino acids. The transcript has 7 exons. The record is from RefSeq and is a predicted model, not a curated record. NCBI's taxonomy places the organism in Eukaryota, Fungi, Ascomycota, Sordariomycetes, Hypocreales, Hypocreaceae.
AUGCUCCCCGCAGCCGUUCCGCGCGCAUGCCUCAUGCUAUACAAUUGGCCUGCCAAGUUCUAUACCAAUGCUGUGGAUCUAACGCUCCAUGAUCUUGCCGAAGGUCUCUGGUUAGACAUCCAUGCGAGAAGAUGCCAGAGGCGUGAACCAGUGUAUCGACCCAUAUUAUUCAUCGCAUCCUGCUUUGGUGGGCUCGCCCUACACUCUGCAGCUUCAAAAACGAGCACCUACUCGUAUUUACGAGAUGCGACGGUGGGGAUUGUAUUUCUGGGAACGCCCUUCAAUGGUACACCGAUGCAGAGGCAAGCACAAUGGCUGAUCGCAUAUGGGAACCUCAGGCGCGAGGAAACUUCCAGUGCUCUCGUCGAAAAUCUUGCUGCAGAGGAAACGAACGCACAUCUCAAAGAACUUGUUGACGAUUUUGCCAUAAGCGUCAACUCAGCCAAUUUCUCCAUUCCUAUACACUGCUUUUACGAAACCCAAAAGACAAAUCUCGCCAAAAAGGCACUCCCUUCAUCAUUGGCCAAAUACAUGCACUAUAACAGAUUUAUAGUGGAUAAGAAUUCUGCAUCCCUUCGAGGCUUCCAAAGCACCUAUCUCAACUGUACUCACGUUAUGAUGAACAAGUUUGCUCCUGGCACAAAUGAAUACGAUCGUAUUAGAAAUGUUGUAGUUGGCUUUGUUAAAAAUAGUCGCAACGUUCUCGCUAAACGCAGCCCUGCCUAUGAAUUGGAGACUCUGGACCAUCCAACAUGGUUUACUCACACCAGUCCAUAUGUCGCUUGGUAUCAAGAGCUACGAGGAGUGCUGUGGCACCGCAGCGAAGUUGGAGACCAAUCAAGUCCUCUAAUAUGCGUAGCAAAUAGGAUUGAGGCGGCCUGCACAAAUCUGAAAGCUCUCUAUUUCUCAGGGCUGGAUGCCCAAACAACCGAAGUCCUUCUCGGUACCAAACCCUCCUCGUACGCUCAUCCGAAUCAGGUCAUUCAAACGCUCCUUGCGCAAUACUUCCAGAUUAUUGAGAAUGACGUAUCUGAGCUCAAGAGAAGUUUGAAGAUUCUUAUUGAUAACAGCAAUGAUCUUGAUGACUUAAAAAAGAUGAUGGCUACCGGGUGGAUGUCGCCAUCCUUAGAUGUGUCAAGAGUCUUAAGACAGCUACUUUUUCUUCCUAGGGACACAAAAUUCAUGCUUGUCAUUGACAACGCGGAUUUCAUAAGCAGCCCCAAUUCCCUGGCCAGGUUUCUGGAUACUUGUAGCAAAAGUAUGCCGGUCCUAAUAAGUGGCACAUCAGCCAUCGGAAUAGACAGGUACAUACCCGGGGCAAGAAUCGUGGACAGAAAUACGGAAUAUACUGAAUGCUUGGAAUCUCUCAGAUUCGCAGCCAUCCACCUUCGCCGAGACAAGGUUGCGUCUGCUGAUGAGGGCACAAACGACUGGAUCUUCGCUCAUAAUGCGUAUAAGGAAUUCCAAAGAGAGGAUUCAGGUGUCCUAUGGAUCGAAGGGAAAGCUGGAAGCGGCAAAUCCGUCCUGGCGAAAUUCCUGCUCCAAAAGCUGCAGUCACUGCCGAAUGCUAACAGGGCGGCCGACCUCAAAGACAUAGUUGUGGAUUGGUUUUACAGCAGACGGGAUGGAGAAAUAACAAUGGCUCAUAGCUCCAUGCUCCGAUCUAUUGUCUAUAAAGUGUUCAAGGAUAGUCAGGAGACUUUCAAUUGUUGCAAGGCCUGCUAUCAGGAGCGCCAGCUUCAACCAGAUGGCUCCAGUGGGGAGUGGUCUUUUGAUGAUCUUCAAUGCAUUAUAAAAAGCAUUGUAUCAUCAAGCAUGCCCAUCAUAUGCAUCUUAGAUGGUCUCGACGAGUCUGCAGCAACCGAAAAAUUCCAGAGGACCCUCAUGCGAUUUAACAGUCAUGUUGAAAGCACUGCGCCCUCCAAAAAGUGCCACAAGAUCAUUCUUCAACAUGAGAACAGGCAAGAUAUUCUUCGAAUUAUUGACAAUGGCUUGGUUGCCAUUAAAAAGGUCAUGGAGUCCUUAGAUUCAUUGGAUGAGGACAACAGCAGCAAUGAAGAUCCGAUGCCGCUAGAUGAGAUCUUCGAAGAGGUGCCCCUAGAUGCGAUGAAUGGCAUUCGAACUCACUUAAUCAACAAUGCCAAAGGCGUUAUUCUUUGGGUUACGCUUAUCAUCGACCAGCUCAUGCAGCAUUGCCGCACUGGUGGAAUCACAUUAGAGGAGCUUGAAAGGCUACUCCAUUCUCUCCCACAUGAUCUUAUGGAAUAUUACGAAUACAUGGUCAAGGAGCUAGAGCAAAAAUUGAAUAAAGAUCAACUAGCAAGGUCAAGGAAAGCUCUCAUGUGGGUAAGUGGAACAAGCUUCGUACGAGCACUUACCAUACAAGAGCUGUGGGAUGCACUGGCUAUCCCCGAAGACGUUCAAAAGGCGCUUGAGUCGCGGAAGGAUUAUAGACAGGCCACUGGAUCUUAUUUCAAAACGUGGGCUGGAUUCCGCAGCAUACUUUACACUUGGUGCGGACCUUUUAUAGAAGUUAUGAGGGAUACGACUCGGCGAUACGGCCCUCGGGACGAUCGAGAUCACGUUGAACCGCACUACGUCGUCCAGCUUUUACAUCAGACUGUUAAAGACUUCUUAGCAGAUGAGAAAACGUCAAGUACACUUCGCUUCCAGACCAGCGACGCGAUACAAUUCGUGCUAGGUUCUACACAUAUCCAUCUCCAGAUAGUCUUGCCGCAGAAUAUAACAGCAUACACACAAUUCAGAAGAGAUCCCGACAAAAAGGAUUUCAUGGAUAAUCUGAUCAAUUAUCUCAAUAACAAAUGGCUGCUACGCUUUAGUCUCGAGGUCUUCAGCAAGAGGUACUCUAUACGGGAAGCGAUGCCCGAGAUGAGUAUCUUGUCGCAGCUUUGGGGUCAAAUCAAUACCUGGUAUGAGCUAAUCACUUCUACGAAUCAAGUCGAGGGGUUUGUAUUGUCUGCGUGUCUGAACGGCAAGGACGUGGCCCUACAAAACCUGCUCCAUAUUUGCAUCUCGCCUUUCGGGAACUUCCGGCGGUCGGAGAUCCAGGAUCAAUGCCUCGAUGGCGCACUCGUUGCAGCAGCGAGAAUCGACUCACCGGCACUGGUUCGGAGAAUCCGAAACUACAAAUACGUGUGGGACAGAGCAAGUGAGUUAAGGAAGAAGGCUAUUCGACAAGGGAAGCUACAGUUAGCGGCAGCGCUUGGCACCGAGAAUUAUAAUCCCGAAAGGGACCUAGAGCUUCAGAUGGCUCUUGGAGACUCUUCGGCAGUGAGUGCGCUCCAAUACGAUUUGGUGAGUUCAACUUUCGGGCUGAGAAGGUUGAUGGCAUCUGAUAGAGCUCGCAAAUAUGGCGUGCAACGAUAUGCAGAGGACGAAGCCCCUGUGAAGGACAGAGAGAAGACAGAACAGUGUAUUGAUGAACUCUUUGCUUUCUUUAAAGUUCGAGAAUAUACCUAUGUAGUGUAA